Messenger RNA from Mesocricetus auratus (golden hamster), 3556 nucleotides. RefSeq names its product solute carrier family 2 member 10 (gene Slc2a10). The transcript is spliced from 5 exons. Bases 84 to 1682 code for a protein of 532 amino acids. Gene Ontology annotation, cellular component: membrane. Gene Ontology annotation, molecular function: transmembrane transporter activity. The record is from RefSeq and is a predicted model, not a curated record. Lineage: Eukaryota; Metazoa; Chordata; Mammalia; Rodentia; Cricetidae. Gene Ontology annotation, biological process: transmembrane transport.
AGGGAGGGCGCAGGCCCCAGCACUGGGAUAAGUUUGUCCACCACUGCUACAGCGCGGAUUUGACUGGGGCCGGCUCGCUAGCUAUGGGCCAUCGCCCACCUGUCCUCUCGCUGUGUGCCUCUGUGUCUCUGCUGGGUGGCCUGACUUUUGGCUAUGAACUGGCUGUCAUAUCCGGCGCCCUGCUGCCACUACAAGUGGACUUUGGGCUGAGUUGCCUGGAACAGGAGCUCCUGGUGGGCAGUCUGCUCUUAGGUGCUCUCCUCGCCUCCCUGGUUGGGGGCUUCUUCAUUGACUGCUAUGGCAGGAGACGAGCCAUCCUGGGGAGCAAUGUGGUGCUGCUGGCUGGCAGCCUGAUUCUGGGUCUGGCGGGCUCCCUCCCCUGGCUGCUCUUGGGCCGCUCAUCCGUUGGCUUCGCCAUCUCACUGUCUUCCAUGGCUUGCUGUAUCUACGUCUCAGAGCUGGUGGGGCCGCGGCAGCGGGGUGUUCUGGUGUCACUCUAUGAGGUGGGCAUCACUGUUGGCAUCCUGUUCUCUUAUGCCCUCAACUAUGUCCUGGCCGGCACCCCUUGGGGCUGGAGGCACAUGUUUGGCUGGGCAGCCGCACCUGCUCUCCUGCAGUCACUCAGCCUCCUUUUCCUCCCCGCUGGCACAGAGGGCACAGCAGCCCACCAAGACCUCAUCCCGCUCCAGGGAGGGAAGUUCAGCAAACCGGACCAGGGGAAGCCGCGGUACACCUUCCUGGACCUCUUCAAGACCCGGGACAGUAUGCGGAGCCGGACUGUGGUGGGACUGGGGCUGGUGCUGUUCCAGCAGCUAACAGGACAGCCCAAUGUGCUCUAUUACGCCUCCACCGUCUUCCGCUCUGUAGGCUUCCAUGGAGGCUCCUCAGCUGUGCUGGCUUCUGUGGGGCUUGGUACUGUGAAGGUGGCUGCCACCCUGACGGCCACGGGGCUGGUGGACCGUGCAGGCCGUAGAGCUCUUCUGCUUUCUGGCUGUGCUCUCAUGGCCUUGUCUGUCAGUGGCAUAGGCCUGGUCAGCCUUGCUGUGUCUCUGGACUCAGGCCCCAGUUGCCUGGCCACAUCCAACACCAGUCGGCAGACGGACCUGCAUAAGGGUUCAUUUCCACCACCAGUGCUACAAACCAGUGGGGACCAAGGACAACCAUUCCUGACAAUCACAGAGAGAACCAAGCGCCAUCCAGUCACCACAGUGUCCCUGGGACCAGCUCUUAAUACUGCCUCCCCAGUUCCCCCGGCUCCCAUCUUGGAACAUACCCUGCUAUGCUGGGCUGCACUGGUUUGCAUGAUGGUCUACGUGAGUGCCUUCUCCUUUGGAUUUGGACCAGUGACCUGGCUGGUCCUCAGUGAGAUUUACCCAGAGGAGAUCCGGGGGCGAGCUUUUGCCUUCUGCAGCAGCUUCAACUGGGCGGCCAACCUCUUCAUCAGCCUUACCUUCCUCGACCUCAUCGGUGCCAUCGGCUUGUCCUGGACCUUCCUGAUGUAUGGGAUGACUGCUGUUCUUGGCCUGGUCUUCAUCUACUUGCUUGUUCCCGAAACAAAAGGGCAGUCCCUGACUGAGAUAGAGCAGCAGUUUCAGAUGAACAGGUUCCCUCUGCACUUUGGACACAGGCAAAACCCCAGAGGUAUCCAGUACCACCGCCUGGAGGUCUCCUCAGCCUCCUGAGGGUCCUGUCUGCUUGGAAGGUGCUGGUCUAUUGGUUUCUGCAGCUCCAGCUUCCUGUCUGCUAGGGUCUGGAACUCAUGAUCCAGGUGUCUUUCCAUAGUGACCCUGCCCGAAAGGCUGUCUCUUGCUGGGGUGAGAGAUGAACCCCUUACUCUUCAUUUUGAGUGUGAGACUCCAGGGACUCUGGAAGAUCCAGCUCUGUGCUUCAGUGUCCCCAUGGGGUUGGCUUGACUGCCAUGUUUAUGAUGACAUCCUCUGUGGUGCCUCCACCGAGGACUUCUCAAGUGGCCUGGGAAGAAGUGUCUCUGUCUUCCUGUCCACUUGCCAGGGUCUUAGUGAUCAGUGGCCUGUUUCAUCACUCCCUUCCUCUUGCCCAGGAUAUUUAUUGGGUACUGGGACUCGGACAGGGGACAAGAGGCUGCUGCUUUAUGACCCUGGCUUCAGUUUACCCAUGGGUCCCACAGAAACCUGGACCAGGCUUCUCCUAAGAUCUGUUUUCACACCACAGGGAUGGAAUCUCAGAGCAGGGACAGAAACACUCAGUGAAGGCCCUGUCACGUGGUCCUGGGAUGGAAGCUUUGUUAGCAGAAAAUGUACCUACAUUGGAAUGCAAGAGCUGGCCCCCAACAUGUGACAAGUGCCAGAGUAGAGCUGGGGGCUUCGAAGGAAGAAAGAAGGGCUUGGAGGGGCUCACUCAGGUGUUGGUGGUUGUGGCUUCUACUUUAGGUGCUAUUGGCUUCCUCAAGCCUCAACUUUUCCACCUGCAGAAUGGGCAGAGUUGUGCCCCUCAGGAUGUAUUGAGUUACCCCAUCUCCCUCAGGAGAGUCUUCAGUGAGCUCUGGGGGCUUCUGCUCACUGUGUUACACAGGGCACCUCCUUUGGGGAAUUGUAAAAGGUCAGUCAGCUGGAGUCCACCAAAUGGCUGAGGUCACCUCCUUUGGGCAUUGUAAGAGGUCAGUCAUCUGGAGUCCACCAAGUGGCUAAGGUCAGAGGUCUCAUAAGAAAGACAUAAAAAAGACAGAGUGGGCUCCUGGACACUGGGUAGCUGACCUCACGGGCACUGUAAGUCACACCCUUCUGGUUUCCAAGCCUGGCCCAGUGACCUUGCUCUUUUUCUAGAUAUUUCAUUUAUAGCCAGUGACGUGACUGGAUUCAGCUUCUGCAGACUGGUUGCUAAGCACUGUCGUUAUUUUAAAAUAUUUUGAUUUAUAGUAAGCAAUUACGGUAAUUAUAAUAGGCAAUGUGCUGACAUCAUCAUCUCCUACCAGGUGUGGUGGCACAUGCCUGUCAUCCCAGCACCCAGGAGGCUGAGGCUAGAGGAUAGGGCACUCUAGGCCAGUCUGGCUUUAACCCUUGUCCAACUAAAUAAACAGGGGAACACAGAAACCAAGCCCGUGUCGAAGCCACCUCCAAGUUUUCCUGCCACAUUUCUCACUCCUCAGUGCCGCUGGUCAUCUUCCUGGCUGGGGGUCUCACUGGCUCUGCAUUCGGUGCCUUCACAGUAAAUGCUGGGCACGUCUUUGCAUCCCAGCAGAUAGGGAACGCUGCAGACCAGGCUUUGGUCUAUUGUUUGCUUGAGUUUUCUGGAGAUGAGAAUGGCCGGGUCAGGGGUUAAGGAGCCUCCUGUGUGUAGCUGGUAUAUUGAAAACAGCACAGAAAAUGGGGCAUGUGUGAAAAUUCCUCCACUCUGGUCAGUUCGGCAGACACUGUUCAUGGCCUCGAUGGAGCAAGAGGCUCUGAGGUGCGUCUGCCCUUCGGGGAUGCGUGUCCAUCUUGUAGCCCCAGCUGCACAUUGACUGCUUACGGAAUGCUCUUUAGAUGACGCCUUUUCCCACGCAAAUAAAUGUAUUUUAAAAUAAAUUAUUUUGAACAAA